Ornithodoros turicata is the source of this 1915-nucleotide messenger RNA. RefSeq lists its product as uncharacterized. Bases 100 to 1761 code for a protein of 553 amino acids. The transcript has a single exon. The record is from RefSeq and is a predicted model, not a curated record. NCBI's taxonomy places the organism in Eukaryota, Metazoa, Arthropoda, Arachnida, Ixodida, Argasidae.
UUCCUUAGUCGAAGGAGCUGUGGGAAGCAUAGUUUAUAACGUCAGGACGUCCGCGUUCAGCGACGUGGAAUUUGGAGUUUUUUAUAAUCUGCUACCAGUAUGCAUAAGCUAAUUUCGUCGAGGUCCAGCACCACAAGGGUGAAGCAGAAGGACGCUCACCAACGAGAGCGCAAGAAGAGCACCGCCCCGAAAGCUCGCCAUAGUGGACUUGUGGACGUAGUGACACUGCUCGAGUUUGGACAGGACUUGCCUGGACUGUCGCAGUGUCCAGUUCUGCUCUUUUCGACAAAGUUUUCAUCAAGCAGACAGAGCGCUUUCUGGAAUUUGGCGCUUAAAAAAGGCUACUUUGUGGAGAAGACUGAACGACGUAAGACCAUCUUAAGACCCGUUUUACGCCUUUACAGUGGAGUGACAGAUGUUACGAGCGAUGCGAUUGCUGGAAAUUACGAACAGGUUCAACCACUGACUUUCGUCAGGAGUCGUCGGGAGCUGGAACCUUUUUGUAAAUUUGCACGCCACUCCUGGCUGGAGUCUAAACUACCGAAGCACCAGCGUACAUACUUUGGCCUCAUAGGAAUCAUGGGAGUGACAUUUCCGAGACAUUCUCUAAGCUCCGACCAUCUGAAUUAUAUGUUACACGAAGCCAUGCAGCUAUUUAUUAAUACGUCCAACGUGGUUGGAUUUCCUGUGCUCUACGAUCUGAACCAGCACUGCAAGAACGUUGGAACAUUCCUGAAAAAAAUGCACGAGCUGAGGGCCAAAUGUCAACUAUGUGUAGAGGUCUGUGAACCUGGUAUCCUUCCAGUGUGCAGACGACGGCUGCCCAAGAGAGCUUUCGAUGAAGACGAUCUGGACAACUCCAAUACGACAAUCCGCAGCCUCGAACUUCACGCCUCGAAAGAGGUUCACGUCUGUCUGUUAUAUCGCUUUGCAAUGAUCACUCACAGCAUCCUCCAAUACUUGAUCCUCAUCAACGUUGGCGGAAAAGUCGUGCAAGCGUUUGCGGAGGAAGUCAUGAUAGUUGGCGUGAAGCAGCAGAUAACAGAGACCGUCCUGGAGAUGUACCUUGAGCCAAGCACACGUAUCAUCGAGUCUCUCUUUGACGCCGUCAUGUCCCGCGUAGCAACGUUUAUGUUGAAGUCUGGCAGCACCACAAAGCACAUCCGCAUCAAGACGGUUGAGCAAUGCCGCAUAGGAGCCGCGGUCGGGGCCUGGCAGUUCGUCACGUUCCUCCUGGCCGCCGUCUCGGAGUCUUUUGCCAAAGCGGCCAUAACUGAAGUCGGCAGGGAGGAAAGAAAUCGCAAGUACCUCCAGGACAGCCUGGGCUUCAUGCAGCGGAUUAAGGAUGAUUGCCUGUACUGCGUGUUUCGGCUGCUCUCUUUGAAGCACAGAAAGCUGGGACUGCUGAAAGCUCAGCACCAAGCACAGGAUCCGCUCAACGUGGUCGGAAUGCAGACAGUGACAUUGUUGAGCAAGGUCAUUGUUGCUUACGCUUUGCACAUGUUUAAGACAAAGAGGUCGAACGCCAGGCACCUGUACAUCUACGAAGAGGACGUCCGUGAAGAUUUUGGGAGGUUUUUGGCGGAGCUGAAGGGCUUUUCUGUAGCUGUGCCGCAACCCCCCAUCACUGUUAAUGAUCUUACCGGCGGACGGCUUCAGAAAUUUAUGGUAGAGAUGUCCGUGAUAUACUACAAAGAAGUGGUCGACGUCCGGGAACAUCUGGAAGCGUCGAAGACUGGAGAAGACGAUGUUGUGAAAUAGACUGCGGAUGUGUUGCAAUGUGCAGCUAGCUUCAUAAAACGAAUAUUCUGCGUAACUUAAUUGUGCAUAAAAAUGUGUGCGCACGAGUGGAAUAGAUUGCAUGUGGUAGAAACAUACUAGGCAAUGCAAAUAUUAAAUUCUAUUAUCAUUGGUA